UUCACUCCAUCACAUAAAGCGCGCGCCUGAACAUCACACACAGUCCGGCGAUGUUUUUGCGCCACUACGUGAUUUUUGGACUAUAACACUAAAGUUUGGCUUCUGGAGCACUGGUUCCCGUCCUCUUCUUCAAAGCUAUUUUGAUGUUACCUACAGAAAUCUCAGGAGGAGUGUGUUUCAGCGCUAGUCAGCACUCCAAAGAAGGAAGAAACGGAAUGAAAACAGAAGAAAACCAAUCAUGUCUUCAGCAGGCCCCCUCCACCACACCUUACGAGCAUGUGGGAGCAGGUGAGGUGUGUGCAGGGUGCGAGUCUCCCAUCGCGGACCGCUUCCUCCUGCGCGUCAAUGAACUGUCCUGGCAUGAGACGUGUGUCAAGUGUGCAGUGUGUCGCAGCGCGCUGAGCGGGACCUGCUACUGUCGGGAUCGCUUGCUGUACUGCAAGCAUGAUUACGAGAAGUUGUUUGUGCGGAAGUGCAGUGCCUGUCUGCAGGCGAUCGGCCGCUCGGAGCUCAUCAUGCGUGUGCUGGGACAGGUGUACCACCUGGGCUGCUUCAGCUGCUGCGAGUGUGAGCGCCGGCUGCAGAGAGGUGAUGAGUUUGUGCUAAAGGAGGGACAGCUGCUCUGCAGGGGAGACUAUGAGAAAGAGAGAGAGAUGCUGGCUGCCAUCAGCCCGGCCCCUACCGAUUCAGUAAAGAGUGAGGAUGAGGAUGGUGGCGGUGUCUCUGUUGGUGGGAAGGCUGGGGAUGAUGGGAAGGAGCACAAGAGAUCCAAGAGACCACGUACCAUCCUGACCACACAACAGCGGCGCGCCUUCAAGGCUUCCUUUGAGGUGUCUUCCAAACCCUGCCGAAAGGUCAGAGAAACUCUUGCAGCUGAGACUGGACUGACGGUGAGAGUCGUGCAGGUGUGGUUCCAAAACCAGAGAGCAAAGAUAAAGAAGAUCGCUCGCAGACAGCAGCAGCAGCAGCAGCAGCAGCAGCAGCAAGAACAGGAGCAGAUGGGCGGGACCAGGAGGGGUCCGAGCAGGGGGGGGCGCCAGAGUAACGAUGACAGCGAGGAUGGCUCCAGCAGUCAUGGACUGGACGGACUGCUCUCAUAUUCCUCUCUGCCACGCCAACAACUGCUGGCUUUGGAUCCCAACAUAUACGGUAGCGAGCAGUUCCGGCACGGGCUCACGCCACCACAGCUAGGCCCCGAGCAGAUGCACUCCUAUGACUCGGUUUUCCAUGACUUGGACAGCGAUGGAAGCCUCAGUCAUCUCGGAGACUGUCUCUUGUCGACCGCCGACGGUGGAGUUCUGGCAGGGCGGAUAGGAAACCCCAUCGAUCGCCUCUACUCCAUGCAAAACUCCUACUUUACCUCAUGACCCUGGUUCCAUGUGCUCCUCCACCGCUGCAGGGGGCCACACAGAGAUUGAGUCUCACUGCAGGCGUCUUUCAUCAUCAAAACUAAUUGAAUCCCUCAAUCGUAUCUUAGUCGUGCCAGUAAAGCCCUUACCUACCAAACCAAGACAGGAUCACACCCUGAAGAUUAAAUUUAACACUUGAAAAAGGCGGGUUUUAACAAGUGGCUAAAUGGGACAACUGGGUCCAAAUAGUUGCUUUAAUAGCCUCAAUGAGUUUAUAAUCACUAACUUUUAGGGAAAUUGUUUUUUUUUUCAUAAAAAGUGUGCUCAUUUGUGAAGAUUAUCAUUAUGAUCAACAUGUAUGAUCCAUAUACUUUUGUUGAUCACGGAGUUUAUUUACUGCAAUUAAGAAUUUUUUUUUUUUUUAAGGAACCAGGGUGAUGCAAUUUCCCUGGAUUUCCCUGCAAAUCAUCACUGCAGCUCUGGGACAGAGAUUCUGUCCACUGUGGUUGUGAACACCCCUACAAAUGGCUGUCCCCUCAGAUAAUACAGUUUGUAAGGAUAAAGGGGUGAUUUCAGACACAGCCCAAGUCAGUUUCACAAGUCAUAUCACUCUCUCCUUUCCUUGCCAUCUUUAUGUCCGUCUUGAAUAGGAAUCAGCUUUUGUUUAAACCUAACAUGAAAACCAAAAGAUUCUAGCAUGGUGCGAAAGUCAAAUGUACAUUAGUAUUUAUUGUAAAGAAACAAUGUUUAUUAAAGGUGCACUCAGUUUUUGUAUGUUGAGCUGACCUAUAUAGCAGAUGCUUUGGACUUACGCUGACACCUACUGGUGUGGAUGUAGCAUCACUCAAACACAAAAGCAAGGUUGUUAUAUUAAAUUAAAACUAAAGCAUAAAAAAAGGUUUUCAUUACUUUAAAUAAAUACAUGUUUAUUGGAUUUUAUUUUUAUGUUUUUUUUCCUCCAUGUAGUUGCCAAGCCAACAUUUCUCAUUUUCAUUUACUUUAACUUGAUGUACUAAAAUAGCUAAAACAAAUGAAAGUUAAUUAUAUAGACAUAAACUAAUAAAAGUGUGGGGGGGGGGGCACACAACUAAAUUACUACAACUUU
Carassius auratus (goldfish) is the source of this 2454-nucleotide messenger RNA. Its product is annotated as LIM homeobox transcription factor 1-alpha-like. Gene Ontology annotation, biological process: neuron differentiation; regulation of transcription by RNA polymerase II. The coding region runs from base 144 to 1367 and encodes 407 amino acids. The transcript is spliced from 9 exons. Gene Ontology annotation, molecular function: RNA polymerase II transcription regulatory region sequence-specific DNA binding; DNA-binding transcription factor activity, RNA polymerase II-specific. Lineage: Eukaryota; Metazoa; Chordata; Actinopteri; Cypriniformes; Cyprinidae. Gene Ontology annotation, cellular component: nucleus. The record is from RefSeq and is a predicted model, not a curated record.